GGACGUGAUAAUGACUGCGGGGCAGUCGUCGCGACUAGCCCCUCGACGGCCAUGACAUGCGAGAUGACGGACGAUGCUUGGCCAGUCCGAGUGCUAUACAACCAAGCAGCGCGAUGCUUCCUGCAACGCAGACACCUCGAGUCACUCCUGUCGGCGCAGAGGGCCAUCUCAAGUCUUGUCGAUGAGGUUGCCUCCCCGUCAUCAGACAAGACGGCCUUUCGGAUGCAGCUCGUGGAAAGGCUCGUGAUUCUCCGCAUCACCAUCUUGGCCACCCUCUACCGUCCUCCUCCGAUCACGAGUCCCACUGUGACGGGGCUCGAGAAGCUCCUUUCAUCGAAGGAAGAGGCAUCGCUCGCAAAGGACUGCAUCGAACUCCUCUCUCAGGAGCCAAAUGCCUUCGUUGCGCGUCUUUGGUACUCUACGCUUGGCAUAUAUCAGCGAUUCUCGGUCCUGCCUCCAAGAGCUCCUCCACCGAGACACUUGGCGUCUGGUGGUCUGGAUCGGAUUCAGUCUUCGGUCGAAACGCAAUCCACGGCCUUAAACCUCCCGGCAGCUGUCGUAGCAGCCGUCGUCAUGGGUGCGUUGCGUAUCGAUGAGGAACAGCGCAAUGCAGCAACAUCAGGCCGACUGGACGCAAAGCCUCGAUCGCUUCUGAGUCGAAAGGAGGCUCAGAUGAGAGGCACCGAUCCGUCGCUUGUCGCUUCAGCGCCAGCGGAUGGGACACAGGCGGGCAUCGCUUCUGCGAAAGCUAUAUGCGAAUGGAUCUUGGCAGCCCACUCUGCCGAGGGCGACUGGCCAGCAGGCACCGCGUCGCUGUCAGACAUGCAGCGAAACCACCUCCGUGAUCAGCACCAUAGGGUGCUAACAUUGUAUACGCUCCACAUUCUGGGCUCGCGGCUUCAUCAGUGGGAAUAUGCGGGCGAGGUCGUUCGCUUGGCGACGUCCGUUGCGCACGACGGUGCAGAAGAGCACGUCGUUCAAGAACGCGCUGAAUUGCUAAGGCAGCUUGAUUCUGCAAAGGUGCACAUUGAGACGAGGGGCGAGCGCAGGCGCGCGGCAAGCGAGCAGGCGAGGGCCAAGUGGGACGAAGAGAAGAAAAGGCGGGUGACCAGCAGCGUCGGUGGCGGCGGCGACCCUGGACAGGCGCAAGAAGGGACUCACGCCCAAGUCCAAGCCCACGCACACGCACAUGCACACGCCUCGAUGGAGAGGGCAAAGGUAGAGGACGCGAGGAAGAGGGCCGACAGGUCAAGAGAGAAGAGGCCGUCUAGCAAGAGAGUGAGCAGCGCAAGCGGCAGCAGCUCAGCCGGCAGCGAAGACGAGAGGGCCAAGAAGCCCCCCAGCGCGAGCACUGUAACUGACGCGACUCUCGGCGACUCGUUCGCUGACAAGCGCCAACACAUUGCCGGCCAUGCCUCGAGGCUUUCUUCCGCCAGAGGUCAGGAGGAGCACCGGGCCACAGUGCCCGCUCCAUCGGCAAAGGGAACAAGCCGACAUCAAGACGAUGAGGCCGAAAUGCGGCUGGGCAUCUUUAGACGGUUGCUGCGGGCCAAUCCUCUUGCUCUUGUUCGCUACCUCUCGGCCAUUGUCGCAGCACUCUUCAUCCUCCGACGAGCAUUUAUGCCAGCUAGACAACCGUCUGGGCCGUCUACUAUCACAAGCUCCUCUUCCGACGCAAGCCAAAGGACAAGGGAUAGGCUCAGACGCAGUAGGAGAGAAGAGCAGGGCUUUGUGUCGAGAGUGAUCGCAAAGAUGUGGGAGACACUGCGGAUGGGCACCUCGGUCACCUACUUGUAGUAGUCUUGCCCCAAUUCAAUGCAGCUUUGUCACAUUUCAUCAUUAUCAUCAUCAAUGUCGUCAUCGUCAUCGUCGUCAUUGUCCGCAAUGCGUCGCACGGGAAAGGCUCCUACGUCAACCUUGUCCGGCUUGACGAAGCCGCCGUGGCUUGGCUUCGCACUGAAGUAGCGGUGUCCUUUUAUGCUUCCGUCGUUUUUCCCCACUGGCUCGUCGUAUUCGAUGCCGAUCCAAGUGCCUGGAGCAAAAGCGGUGGGGCCCACGAAGCGAAUAGUGCCCCGCCUCUCUCCUUCGAUGACCUGGCAGCGAGCGCCUGGCUGCGCGUUUGAUGGCAAGUCGGGCACAUCGUUGACGUCCGAAGUAGCCGAAGCAGCUGCCUCACCGAACCGACCCAUUUUCAUCCGUUGCUUGUAAGCCAAGACCGAGUCUGCAACAGAGAAGAGAUGGCCUUGUGAGCGUC
Molecule: messenger RNA, 2254 nt
Organism: Acaromyces ingoldii
Lineage: Eukaryota; Fungi; Basidiomycota; Exobasidiomycetes; Exobasidiales; Cryptobasidiaceae
Exons: 1
Coding region: 223-1797 (524 amino acids)
Source: RefSeq, a predicted model, not a curated record